Messenger RNA from Trichomycterus rosablanca, 2199 nucleotides. RefSeq names its product HscB mitochondrial iron-sulfur cluster cochaperone (gene hscb). The record is from RefSeq and is a predicted model, not a curated record. Gene Ontology annotation, molecular function: protein-folding chaperone binding; ATPase activator activity. Bases 1 to 768 code for a protein of 255 amino acids. The transcript is spliced from 6 exons. NCBI's taxonomy places the organism in Eukaryota, Metazoa, Chordata, Actinopteri, Siluriformes, Trichomycteridae. Gene Ontology annotation, biological process: protein complex oligomerization; [2Fe-2S] cluster assembly. Gene Ontology annotation, cellular component: mitochondrion.
AUGCAGUGUUCAAGGUUCUUCAGCGUUUCUAACAGAUUAUUAAAACAUGUACAGACCUUCUACAGCUCUGUAACUCCGUGUUUCUCUCCUCCACACACACCAGACCGCACUAAUGUUCAUAACGUGAAAGAUUUUACUCGUUAUUUGACUGUAAACUCUUGCAGAAGGAGUUUUUGUAGCUCUGGAAGGAAAUGCUGGAACUGUGGAUCAUCUGCUCACCUGUUCUUCUGCUCGUCAUGUAAAUCCAUCCAGCCUCCUGAUCAGAGUCUCAAUUAUUUCCACAUCUUUAACUGUGAUCAGAUAUUUAACUUGGACACUCAGAAGCUUCAGAGAAGAUUUCUGGAGCUGCAGAGAUCUUUACAUCCUGAUAACUUCAGUCAGAAAUCACAGACUGAGCAGAGAUAUUCUGAAGAGCAGUCGGCGCUGGUGAAUAAAGCCUACAGGACUCUACAGAAACCGCUCACACGCAGCGUCUACAUGCUGCGGUUGAAAGGCGUGGAGUUAGAGGAGGGCACGGAUGCGGCGGCCGACCCGGCCUUGCUCCUACAGGUCAUGGAGUUCAACGAGAAGCUGGCGGAGGCUCGGAACCUUAACGAAGUCGACGCCGUCGGCGAGGAAGUGCGAGCCACGCUGCGUAAUCUGACUGAACAGAUGAAUGCGUCGCUAAUCAAAGGAGACCUGCAGGCGGCUAAAGAGCUCCUGGCUCGGAUGAAGUACUUCAGUAACCUGGAGGAGAAGGUAAAGGAGAAAGUGGCACAGAGCACGUGAGGGGCGCGUGCACAGGGACUUCCGAUUCGACAACAUCCAAUUGGCACGGCACUGUUUUAAUACACUGUAUUGUCUGAAGUAUUUGGACACCUGAGCAUGAGCUUGUUGGACGUCCCGACCUCAAGACCUUCAAGUAUGUCUGUGGGAAUUUGUGCCCAUUCAGUCAAAAGAUGACAGCAUUUGUAUAUCUGUGCACUCAGUCGAUGUUCCAGUUCAUUCCAGAGCUGUUCUGCAGAGUUUAUUUAAAAUGAGCUUUUCUUCUUGUCUUUAUAGAGCUUAUAGGGCCUUCCCUAAACUGUUGCUGCCAAGUUAGAAGCAUAUAAUUUCCUUAAUUUAAUUGAUUUAUUACCAUAGUGUACAGGGCAGUCUAGUCUAGCAGUUAAGGUACUGGACUAGUAAUCAAAAGGUCACUGGAUCAAGCCCCACCACUGCCAGAUUGCCAAUGUUGGGCCCUUGCUUUGGAAAAAAUACAUCAUUAAAUAUAUACAUCAUAAAACAAAAACAUAAAUACAUAAUUAGAACGGGUGUCCAAAUACUUUUGUCCAUACAGUGUAUAUUUAUAUUGUUGUAUAGAAUAAAAAGUGUUAAAUUAAAGUUUUUAAAUUAAUAUUUUGUAUGUGUAUUGAAUAAAUGAAGCUUAUUUAUAUAGACGCCUUAUAUAGCCAAAAGUAUGUGGACACUCCUCCUAAUGAUUGAAUUGAGUUUUUUCCGCCACACCCAUUGUUAAAAGGUGUAAAUAAUUGUAUAUGGGAAAUGAUAUGCUUUUACCAUGCAUUUGAUAUGCACGUAUGAGGGAAAUGAUAUGCAUUACACACCUGAACAUAAAGCAACGUCUAAAAAGACAGUCGAUGGUUGAUAGUUGAUGGGUUCGUCUGGGUUUUUAUUCCUGACCUUGUUAAAGAGACCACUCUUCCAUGUGCUUUAUAAUACAUUAUGUAGAGUUGUUGAUUAGGGGGGUGGUUAGAAUUUCUUUUUCUUUGUUAUGCUUUAGCUUAGUCUAACAUGCACAGUCGGACUAGCCCUAUUUAUACAGCCACUGAUAAUUCAGUGUUUUCAGUCUCAAAUAAAUAAGUAAAUAAAUAAAUCCAACCAUUCAUCCAUCCAUAGGGCGGCACGGUAGCCUUGUGGGUAGCACUGUCACCUCACAGCAAGAAGGUCCUGGGUUUUGAUUCCCAGGUGAAGCAGUCUGGGUCCUUUCUGUGUGCAUGUUCUCCACUGUCCAGAGUCCAAAGAUGUGAAGGUGAAGGUGAAGAAGUGAGGUGAAUUAGAGAUAUUAAAUUGUCCAUGACUGUGUUUAAUAUUAAACUUAAACAGAAGAAUCUUGUGUAACCAGUAACUACCUGUCGUGUCACGAAUGUAAUCAGAGUGUGUAAAACAUGACGUUAAAAUCCUAAUAAAUAAAUAAAUAAAUAAAUGCAAGGUACCAAAAGA